AUGGCGAGCCCAACAACCCCUUUUCGAGCGGUCUACAAGACCAUAGGCCAACAAGAGAUCGAUGUGGAUAUCUACCUGCCCCCGCCUGGGAGUCCCGAUAAGUCAUCACACCCGGUCGUCAUCAACAUCCACGGUGGCGCAUUCAUGCUCGGCUCGUCCAAAAUGGUCAACAGGGACCAGGUGGCCGACUGCCUCGACAGAGGGUGGAUUGUGCUGGCGCCCAAUCACCGCCUGUGUCCCCAGGUCAGCCUCUUGGACGGUCCGAUGAGGGACUGCCGUGAUCUCCUCGAGUGGGUAUACAGCGGCCAACUCCAAAGGGUCCUCGACACAACACAGGGGGGUUCGCACACCGUCGACAAUGAUCAUGUGUUUGCUUUCGGCACGUCGUCAGGUGGCACUCUAGCCCUCAGUUUGGGCUUUGGAGUGCCGCGGCCCGUGGCCGGCAUCUUUGACAUGUACGGGCCCAGCAACUUCACGCACCCCUUCUGGGAGAAGCCUCUGCCGCACGUCGCCGCCAGACUGCCCCCUGGUCUGACCCAGGACUUCCUCAACAAGGUCUUUGACGAAGACCCUGUUCCCAUCGAAGGAGGCGUCUCCCUCGAGGGCCAGGCCCAGGGACCGCCCAACUUUGACGACCCGAGACAGGCCUUCGCCAUGACGCAGAUCGCCAGCGGCAACGUCAUGAAGGCCAUCGUGCCCGACGGGAACUGGGACGCCGUCGACCCCCUCAGGAACAUCACCGCCUCGUUCCCGCCGACGUUCAUCGUGCACGGGCAGGCGGACACCAUGGUGCCCCUCGAGCUCAGCCAGGGCCUGUUCCAGGCGCUGAGGGAAAAGGGGGUGAGAUCGGGCCUGAGGGAGAUCCCGGGCGAGGAGCACACGUUCGCGGCCAGGAUGAAGGUGGGAUCCCAGACGUGGAACCUGCAGCGGGAAGGGUUCGAAUUCUUGGAGAGCCUGAUCGAGCGAGUCUGA
Messenger RNA from Colletotrichum higginsianum IMI 349063, 972 nucleotides. RefSeq names its product Polyketide synthase. The coding region runs from base 1 to 972 and encodes 323 amino acids. The transcript has 3 exons. The record is from RefSeq and is a predicted model, not a curated record. NCBI's taxonomy places the organism in Eukaryota, Fungi, Ascomycota, Sordariomycetes, Glomerellales, Glomerellaceae. Gene Ontology annotation, molecular function: serine-type peptidase activity. Gene Ontology annotation, biological process: proteolysis.